AUGUUAUUCUCAAUAUUUAAAUAUUCGUCCGCUAAAAGUGAAUCAUCAAAUGGGAAUUAUGAUGUCAAAAUUAACAAAGAUAAAAUCAACGAUGCAUCGAUACGACUACAAUUCAGUGUGGAAGAAUGGACAAGAGCAUUAAAAUAUACUUUGGCAUAUCUUAAAUGGAUUUUAGCAUAUGCAUCAUCAAUUAAAAAUGGAUCUGGCAAAAAUUAA
Messenger RNA from Entrophospora sp. SA101, 216 nucleotides. NCBI's taxonomy places the organism in Eukaryota, Fungi, Glomeromycota, Glomeromycetes, Entrophosporales, Entrophosporaceae. The record is from the annotation of a GenBank genome assembly.